This is a messenger RNA of Knipowitschia caucasica, 1446 nucleotides long. Lineage: Eukaryota; Metazoa; Chordata; Actinopteri; Gobiiformes; Gobiidae. The record is from the annotation of a GenBank genome assembly.
AUGUCUCACCGCGUCAGGAUUGAGACGCGAAAACUGCAGCCGACAAUCGACAAUCUCCGCUCGAAGUUAGCGAAACCCGUCCAUGAGUGCGCUCUGGGUUUAGAUGAAAAGCACAGCCACAGCCACAGCCACAGCCACAGCCACAGCCACAGCCACAGCCACAGCCACAGCCACAGCCACAGCCACAGCCACAGCCACAGCCACAGCCACAGCCACAGCCACCACAGCCACAGCCACAGCCACAGCCAGAGCCACAGCCAGAGCCACAGCUACAGCUACAGCCACAGCCACAGCCAGAGCCACAGCCACAGCCACAGCCACAGCCACAGCCACAGCUACAGCCACAGCUACAGCCACAGCCACAGCCACAGCCACAGCCACAGCCACAGCCACAGCCACAGCCACAGCUACAGCCACAGCCACAGCUACAGCCACAGCUACAGCCACAGCCACAGCCAGAGCCACAGCCACAGCCACAGCCACAGCCACAGCCACAGCUACAGCUACAGCCACAGCCACAGCUACAGCCACAGCCACAGCCACAGCCAGAGCUACAGCCACAGCCACAGCCACAGCUACAGCUACAGCCACAGCCACAGCCACAGCUACAGCCACAGCCACAGCUACAGCUACAGCCACAGCCACAGCCACAGCUACAGCUACAGCCACAGCUACAGCCACAGCCACAGCUACAGCCACAGCCACAGCCAGAGCCACAGCCACAGCCACAGCCACAGCUACAGCCACAGCCACAGCCACAGCCACAGCUACAGCCACAGCCACAGCUACAGCCACAGCCACAGCUACAGCCACAGCCACAGCCACAGCCACAGCCACAGCCACAGCCACAGCCACAGUCACAGCUACAGCCACAGCUACAGCCACAGCCACAGCCACAGCCACAGCUACAGCCACAGCCACAGCUACAGCCACAGCUACAGCUACAGCUACAGCCACAGCCACAGCUACAGCCACAGCCACAGCUACAGCCAGAGCUACAGCCACAGCCACAGCUACAGCCACAGUUACAGCCACAGCCACAGCCACAGCUACAGCUACAGCCACAGUUACAGCCACAGCCACAGCCACAGCUACAGCCACAGCUACAGCCACAGCCACAGCUACAGCUACAGCCACAGUUACAGCCACAGCCACAGCUACUGCCACAGCUACAGCCACAGCCACAGCCACAGCCACAGCUACAGCUACAGCCACAGCUACAGCUACAGCCACAGCUACAGCCACAGCCACAGCUACAGCCACAGCUACAGCCACAGCCACAGCCACAGCCACAGCCACAGCUACAGCCACAGCUACAGCCACAGCCACAGCUACAGCCACAGCUACAGCCACAGCCACAGCCACAGCCACAGCCACAGCUACAGCCACAGCUACAGCUACAGCCACAGCUACAGCCACAGCCACAGCUUCACACAGGCUCAGUGA